CAUCCACCGUAAAAGGGCAAUUAUGUAAUCUCACAAUAAACAUCAAACACCCAUUUAAAUUUUCCCAUUUCUCAACCUCUUUUCCCCAAAUAUCUCCUUCUUUCUCUCUCUUCUUAACAAACAAAUUAAUAAAACUCAAAAUCAAAACCCAAAAAACCUCCUUCAUCUUCUUCCCCAAAAAAUAAAAAUGGCAACUCUGCAACAAAAACUCACAAUUCUAACAAUCCUCUGUUUCACACUUUCUCUCUCCUCCACGUCAUCAUCCACCAUGACAGUCCACGACCUUCUGAAGAAGAAAGGUUUACCAGCCGGUUUACUCCCAAAAGAAGUUAAAUCUUACGAAUUCAACGAUCAAACCGGUCUUCUAGAAGUUUAUAUUGACGGUCCAUGUUUAACAAAAUUCGAAAACAGGGUUCUUUUUGAAAGUGUUGUAAAAGCUAAUCUUACUUAUGGUGAACUUAUGGGUGUUGAAGGAUUAUCACAAGAAGAGCUUUUUAUUUGGUUACCUGUUAAAGAAAUUACUGUUUUUGAUCCUAAAUCUGGGAUUAUUUUGUUUGAUAUUGGUAUGGCUCAAAAACAACUUUCUUUGUCACUUUUUGAAGAUCCUCCUAGUUGCAGACCUCAAGAAGGAUUAAUAAAUUAUAGUGGAAGGAAAGACAAAGGAUUUGGAGCAGAAAGAUGAAGAAUAAGAUUUGAUGAAACUGUGUAAUGAAAAUGUUCCCCUUUCUCUCACUGUGUGGUUUGAUUAAUGAUGAUAUAAUUUGUGAGCUAAGAUGAUCUUGAAUAGGUGUGUGAAAUGGGGUUUGUUAGAUAACUUGUAUAGAUCCGAAAUUUUGGUAUCAAAUUUUGAAUGUAUCAGAUUCCUCCUUACUAGAAAUUUUGUUUUUCUUUUAUUUUUUCACCA
Messenger RNA from Chenopodium quinoa (quinoa), 904 nucleotides. RefSeq lists its product as uncharacterized. The record is from RefSeq and is a predicted model, not a curated record. Bases 188 to 682 code for a protein of 164 amino acids. Lineage: Eukaryota; Viridiplantae; Streptophyta; Magnoliopsida; Caryophyllales; Amaranthaceae. The transcript has 2 exons.